CUAAAUACAUAUUUUUGCAUCUGCAUACUAGGAACGAACGUGAAUUUUAUUCCGAUAUUGUGUGUCAAAACGCUAAGCGUUUGCCGUAGGUUUUUAUUACAUUUAUUAUAGAAAAUACACAAUCCGUGAAAGUUUAAUUUUUAAAACGAGAGUAUAAUAUGUGAACAGGAGAUUUAUACAAUAAACAAUAUUCAGCUUCGUAAUGCAUGUGUAAGGCAGCCAUCACUCGUCUAUAUAGGAAUGUUGCAUUGCACUGCAAACGCGUACUACAAACUGCACAGCUGCAACAGUGUUCGGACAAAAACGAAAAUCGCUGAGAUUUUAUUAUUAUUAUAAUAAUUAUUAUGUGAAAUCGUUCACAGCAGUCGGAAGAAAAUCGUUCUGUACAGUAACUGUACAGACUACAGUAUGGUCGCACAUAUUUUAAGUUUGACAGACAAAUGACACUCAUGACAGUGAAAGAAACACUUCAUCGUCGGACAAGGGCUCGAAACAAAACGGAAAUGUAGGUACACUCGUUCACGAUAUACCUACCUGCACUAUAAAGUUGUACACUUUGAAAACCUUUUUGACGCAGUCUCCGCAGUAACAGGUAUUUUCUAACACAGAAAUGAAUCGGCGCCGAAAACAUAAGAAAAAGCUAAAAGAUUUCGGUAGAGAGUAUUUUCUAGACAUUUCCGUCAACGCGUUAAAACACAUAAUACGAGCCAAAAACGUCGGCGAACGACGAUUUUGGCUGGUGAUGUUCACACUCGCAUUGUUCGGCACUGGAUUCUGCGUCUUGGAAGUCUGGAAAGUCUACGAGUCCAGUUUUACCAAAACCAUUAUAUUGUCCACGUCGUAUUUGUACUCCGAGGCACCGUUUCCGUCAGUGACCAUUUGCGAACCGAGCAGAGUGUAUGGUCCUUUGAUCAAAACGUUGUAUGACAACUCUUCCGGCCGGCCGGGCUCGUAUGAUGAAGCCGUGUUCAAAAUAAUGGCAACGUUGUCCACAAUCCGUUUACCGCUAUUCGAAGAUUUUGUCAAAAUAAAAAAAUUCGAAAGACACUACAACGAGCUCAACAAACUCAAUAUCAGCGACAUGCUACUGAAGGCGGUCCGUCCGUGCGACACCAUAUUCGACUCUCCGUGCUGGUGGCGUAAUAAUUACUACAACUGUUGCGAGCUCUUCGAACUCCAGAAAACCUGCUACGGUUACUGUUACAGUUUCAACUCAGAUGUAUCCGAAUUCAGUAAACGAAAAACGCAAUCGUACGGGAUGCGCGGGGACAAUUAUAACUACUGGAUUGAUGAUCGGGGAGCAUUCAAGAGGCCUAGGAGAACAGGUGGAAGCGGUCCGUGGUCUGGAUUGUGGUUUUCCAUGCGUGCCCAAAAGAUUCCGUCUUACAUCAACGCCAGGAGUGGAAUAGUGGUUAUGAUUAGGGAUCCGAGCGCAUUGCCGAUCGAUCGGGGAAUGAUGGUGGCCAAAGGUACCAGCGGCUAUAUAAAAGUAUGGGGUGAUAAGGUGAUUCCAACGAAACGUCUCAUACGUGUGAAACCCGAAAAGCGACAAUGUCUGUACCCUGACGAAAAGACCUACUUGGGCCGGGGCUAUUUGAGGUCAAACUGUUUGUUCAACUGUUACCAACGGUUUAUGUUUAAUGAUUGCAAGUGCGUGCCGAGUUUCUAUUAUUUUCACUACGAAAAAGAUCUUCCCUAUCCCGAGUGCAACGUAGAAGGACUUGUAUGCUUGGCCGAACAUUCGUCAAAUUUCAUCAACAUCGUGGAUCGCGACAAAAAUUUAUCUACGCAUCUCAGAUGCGAAUGUCCAGGCGAUUGUCGCAGUCAAAAGUACAAGUCUAACAUUGUCGUGUUAAACGAAACAUCAAGCGCUGACCAAAUUACCGUUGACGUUUUCUUUCACAGGUCUACGUGCUUCCUAUACGAAACGGAUUUAGUGUUCGACUUUAUGAAUGCUCUAGUCGGCUACGGAGGAGUCUGUGGACUUUUUCUCGGGGCGUCAUUGAUCAGUGGCGUUGAAUUUAUAAAUUUUAUGACGUUUCGUUUGUACGACUAUUGGUUGAACCGUCGACAUCGAAACAAAAUCGUCCAACGUUUCAUUCAUUGAAAUGAUGUGUUAUUAGUUAUUACAGUCGAUUUUCCUCAAAGACCAUUCUAUAGUUGAGAAUUGUAUUUAUCUAAAUUAAUUUAUAGAUUUAUAUUAUAUUCGUCAUUAAUAUAUACAUAUAAUUCGGAUGUCAUAAAAUAAAAAAACACAUUUAAUUCUUACCGUAUAGGUAAUAAACGCUGUUUAUUUUUUGCGCUUGGUUCACUUUUAUAGGUUCAACAUUUUAAAUGUAAUAAUACUAUGAUAAUAUACCUUAUGGAUUUUUAGAAAUGUAUGUUAAGAAAUAUAGUUAAGACAAAAAUAUACGGCAUCAAACAAAAAUUUUAAAUUUAAUUUUGUAUUUUGACGAACCGAAACCUCUGAGAAGUCCAAUUCCAGCCGCUAUAAUACGUCGGAACACUUUUUAUAAUAAUUAUAGCCUAGGUAUGUCAUUUA
Molecule: messenger RNA, 2542 nt
Organism: Metopolophium dirhodum (rose-grain aphid)
Lineage: Eukaryota; Metazoa; Arthropoda; Insecta; Hemiptera; Aphididae
Product: pickpocket protein 19-like
Exons: 14
Coding region: 611-2107 (498 amino acids)
Biological process (GO): sodium ion transmembrane transport
Cellular component (GO): membrane
Molecular function (GO): ligand-gated sodium channel activity
Source: RefSeq, a predicted model, not a curated record